Messenger RNA from Aplysia californica (California sea hare), 390 nucleotides. RefSeq lists its product as uncharacterized. The transcript has 3 exons. Lineage: Eukaryota; Metazoa; Mollusca; Gastropoda; Aplysiida; Aplysiidae. The record is from RefSeq and is a predicted model, not a curated record. Bases 1 to 390 code for a protein of 129 amino acids.
AUGCCAGUCGUUUACUCAGGUUUCCGCACGUACAUCCACACCGGCACCACCCCUGGCUAUGUGGGCUUUGUGGCUCUAGUGCCCGCCCACAAGCUGGGCAUGUUCUUGGCGCUCACAGGGGACGACUACGGCUUUGAGUACAGACUGGCCCUGGCCAGCUACAUCCUGGACACCAUGACCGGAGACACGCCCUGGCUCAACACCUCCACUCUCUGCACCUUCCCACAACCCUGGGCCCAGGACAAGACACGCCCACCCUACACCUUUGACCCCAACCUCCCGCCCAGCCGCCCUCUCAGCCAGUACACGGGCGUCUACCGGAGCGACAUCUAUGGGGAUUUGAUUGUGGACUUCAACAUAACCAUGAACGCUCUGCAAAUCAGGUUCUGA